AUGGUCGGGCAUUUCCAAUUUCCCCCCUGGGGUUCACCAUUCCUGGACGCAGGCCACACAAACACACCCUCCUCGUCCUGGCAUUCUGAACGUGGACUAAGCCCCCACAUGAGAGAGCUUGACCACACCGUGUACAACCCAACCGCAGACCAGCUCGCCGAAACACUUAAAGUGAUCAUGAUGACGAAUGGAACCCGUGAGCCUGUCCCAGCAGAGUACAAUUCGUGUAUCAUGCAGGUGCUCGAGGGUUAUAAUAUCAAUCUACUUGAACUCCAGACAAAGAUAAAGGAGCUUGGGGAGGCAAAGAAGGAGAAAGAGGAGACGGCCAUGGAGCUUUGGCACAAGACGCUGGAGUGGAAGGAAGAGGAGAGUAGGUAUAAAACCGAACUUAAGAAGUUGGAGGUUAUACUGGCUAAAACGCCACGGGGUAUGGAGCUGGUGGCUAUGGCGAGAUCGCAGAGUGUUCUACGCAGAAAUAGAAAGAAGGCCGAGGUCAAGAAAGCGGAAGACAAGGGACAAGCGGACAAACCGGACGGCGAGUAUGUUCCGAGACGUCUAAGACCAGGUGAGUGA
Molecule: messenger RNA, 573 nt
Organism: Pseudogymnoascus destructans
Lineage: Eukaryota; Fungi; Ascomycota; Leotiomycetes; Thelebolales; Thelebolaceae
Exons: 1
Coding region: 1-573 (190 amino acids)
Source: RefSeq, a predicted model, not a curated record